UUAAAAAAAAAAAGGAUGACGAGGCGGUGACAAGGAGGAGAGCGAGGUUACGAGGAGAAGAGAUGGGGGAGGAGGUGAGGAGGAGGAGGAGGAGGAGAAGGAGGACCCCGCCAUUUUAUAUUUCAAAAGAAAAAGAAAGAAAAAGGUGACGAGGCUGUGAUGAGGAGGAGAAGAGACGGAAGAAAACGACAAGAGAUGGAAGAAGAUGGAGGACAAGGACGACGAUAGAUGAAGGAGGAGGAGGAGGAGAGAUGGAGCAGAAGGAUGUGACGAGUAGGAGGAAAGAUGGAAGGAGGGGAGGAGGAGGAGGAGAGAUGGAGAAGAAGGAUGUGAAGAGUAGGAGGAAAGAUGGAGGGGGGGAGGAGGAGGAGGAGGAGAGAUGGGGAAGAAGGAUGUGAAGAGUAGGAGGAAAGAUGGAGGGGGGGAAGGAGGAGGAGGGCGUGACGAGGAGUAGCAGACGAGAUGGAGGAGGACAACGACGACAGAAGACGACAAGGACCCCGCCAUUUCAUGUUUCAAAACAGAAGAAAAAAGUAAAAGGCGACGAGGCCGUGACGAGGAGGGGAAGAUACGGAGGACGACGACGACAAGAGAUGGAGGAGGACAAUGAGAGAUGGAGGAAGAGGAGGUGACGAGGGAAGAAAUGGCAGAGAAGGUGAGGAGGAGGAGGAGGAGGAGGACGAGGGGGGGGAGGAGGACGCGAAGAGGGGUGAUUGCCGUUUCGAGUUUGAAAGAGGUCGUGCCGAGGGGAGAUGGAGGUGGAGGAGGAGGAGGAGGAGGAGGAGGAGGAGGGGAGAUGGAGGAGGAGGAGGACGAGGAGGAGGAGAGAUAGAGAAGAAGGAUGCGACGAGGAGGAAAGAUCGACAACGAGGGAUGGAGGAGGAGGACGACCAGAUAUGGAAGAGGAAUGGAAGAGGAGGAGAUACCAACGCCACUUGAAGCUUAUAUAAGAAAACGUGACAAGACCUUGACGAGGGGGAGGGGGAGGGGGAGGAGGAGAGGGGGAGGAAGGUGACGUGGAGGAGGAAGUGACGAAAGAGGAGGAGAAGAGAUGCAGGAGGAGGCGAGGAUGAUGAGAGCUGGAGGAGGAGGUGACAUGGAGGAGGAAGUGACGAGGAGGAGGAGAGAUGGAGGAGGACGCGACGAGAAGGAGGGGAGUUCUACUUUCCAUACUAUGGCAAAAGAAAUAGAGGACGACACCGUGACGAGGAGGAGGAGAGAUACACGAGGUGAACAGGACGAGCUGGAGAAGGAGGAGGAGGAAGACGUGGAGGAGGAGGAGGAGGUGGUGAGUUCGAGGGAGGGAAAGAGGGCUGGUGAAGACUCACCUUCGAGGAUGAUCGAAGUCGGCGAUGGUUGCUCCGGCGCUCGGAUGGUGCGAACGCAGGGGCAUCGCGCUGCUCGUAAAGGGCGACUAACGGCGCUGCUCGUACAGGGCGACUAGCGGCGCUGCUCGUAGAGGGCGACUAAGGUCGCUACUCCCUCGAGGCGACCUGCACCAACGACAGAAAAACGAUCCCCCAAGUCCUUCCAGGCUCGACCUAACAGGACCAACAAGAAACGGGUCCCGAGCCCUUCCAGUUCUUUUUUUUUUUUCCCAUUUCUCGAUUUUAUGCGUGUCACCCUUACGCAGGGGCCAUGCUAAUCUUCUCUGUCCCGUUCCAAUUUUAACGGAUGUCCCAAAGGACGAGCCCUUCCAGUUUCGACCCACAACCAGAAACAAAAGCCAAAUUGCAUC
This is a messenger RNA of Chara braunii, 1738 nucleotides long. The record is from the annotation of a GenBank genome assembly. NCBI's taxonomy places the organism in Eukaryota, Viridiplantae, Streptophyta, Charophyceae, Charales, Characeae.